This is a messenger RNA of Callithrix jacchus (white-tufted-ear marmoset), 7743 nucleotides long. RefSeq names its product glucoside xylosyltransferase 2 (gene GXYLT2). The record is from RefSeq and is a predicted model, not a curated record. Gene Ontology annotation, biological process: protein O-linked glycosylation via N-acetylgalactosamine. Gene Ontology annotation, molecular function: UDP-xylosyltransferase activity. Lineage: Eukaryota; Metazoa; Chordata; Mammalia; Primates; Cebidae.
CCUCUCCUCCUGCUCCUCCUUCUUCGCCGCAGCCACCGCCGCCGGGCGCCCGCCGGCCGCCACGACCCCAGUACCCAGCGGGCGGACGGAGGAGGCGAUAGCCGCGCGCUGCUGCACUAGUCCUACCGCCGCCGCUGCCGCCGCGAUGCGCAGAGGGGCCGAACCGCCCGGGGGCCGCCGCCGCCGCCGCCGUGCCUCACCAUGAAGCUCCGCAGCAAGGCGGCGGCGCUGCUCCUGCUCGCGCUGGCCGCGCUGCUGCUGGCGCUGCUGUCCCUGCGCGCCGGCCGCGCUGAGCCCCCUGCGCCGCUCGCGCGUCCCGCGUCCGCCCCGCAGCGCCACCCUGCGCGGGUCCCCGCACGCUGGCCGGGGCCGGGCGCCCUCCCCAGAGCCGGCCCCGGAGCUCGGAGGCGCCGUCCCCUCCGUCCGCGUCCCCGAGCGGAACGCCGGGGCGCUGUGAGACUGGAGAAGUUGGCGAGGAGGCCUGGAGAACCCAGGAGUUUCCAAGCUGUGCUGCCACCCGAGCUCUGGAUCCACCUGGCUGUGGUGGCCUGUGGCAGUCGGCUGGAGGAGACGCUGGUCAUGCUGAAAUCAGCUGUGCUUUUUAGCCACAGGAAGAUCCAAUUCCACAUCUUCACUGAAGACUCUCUGAAGCCCGAGUUUGAUAAGCAGUUACGACAGUGGCCUGACUCAUAUACAAAGAAGUUUGAGCACAGAAUCUACUCCAUCACAUUUUCUGUUGGAAACCCUCACGAGUGGAAGAAAUUGUUCAAACCCUGUGCUGCCCAGAGACUCUUUCUUCCGGUGAUUUUAAAGGAUGUGGACUCACUUCUCUACGUGGACACCGAUGUUCUCUUUCUGAGACCUGUUGAUGACAUCUGGAAGCUUCUGAGAUUGUUUAAUUCCACCCAGCUUGCAGCCAUGGCCCCCGAGCAUGAAAUCCCCAAGAUUGGCUGGUACAGCCGCUUUGCUAGGCAUCCUUUCUAUGGCUCUGCGGGAGUUAAUUCAGGAGUCAUGUUAAUGAAUUUAACUCGGAUAAGAAGUACACAGUUCAAGAACAGCAUGAUUCCAACAGGCCUUGCUUGGGAGGACAUGUUAUACCCCCUGUACCAGAAGUACAAGAAUGCCAUCACGUGGGGAGACCAGGAUUUAUUAAAUAUUAUUUUUUAUUUCAAUCCAGAGUGUCUCUAUGUAUUCCCCUGCCAGUGGAACUACCGUCCCGAUCACUGUAUGUAUGGAAGCAACUGCAGAGAGGCUGAGCAUGAAGGUGUCUCUAUUCUGCACGGAAACCGAGGUGUCUACCAUGAUGAUAAGCAACCAACAUUCAAAGCACUCUAUGAAGCAAUACGGGAUUUUCCCUUUCAAGACAAUCUCUUUCAAUCCAUGUAUUACCCGCUUCAGCUGAAGUUUUUGGAGACUGUACACACUUUAUGUGGACGAAUCCCGCAAGUUUUUCUGAAGCAAAUUGAGAAAACAAUGAAAAGGGCUUAUGAGAAACACGUCAUCAUCCAUGUUGGCCCCAACCAGAUACACUGAACGUUUUGUCUUGUUGCAAGUCAAUUAGGUGUCUUGUGACCAAGGAAAUAGUGAUGUUUAAGCUGCCUGGGUCUUUUUGUGUGAAUAUUUAAUGGUGCUUCACGACUGUUGAGUUUUAAAAACCUUGUUAAAUUUUGCCAAAUCAGUUGCUCCCAAAAGGGAAUAUGCUUUUCUUUUUUUUUUUUUUUUCCUAAAAUGCUAUUUAUCUCUAAAAAGAAAAAAAAAAGAUUAUUAUGCAUUUAACAUUGUUUAAACAGGUCGAGCUAGCUGUGAAAGUAGCUUUUGUGAGCCUUCUAAUUCCUAAAUGUCUGAGACCAUUUCAGUGGCACCUGAGGUGUUAUAUUGAUCUAGCAUUUCUGAGACUUUCUAUGCAACUGACUCCCCACACCCGUAUUAUAAAAGUAAUACACACUUGUGAAACAGACAGACACACUUGUAGAGCAUAUGGGUUAAUGGCUCAAAAUCAAGAUUAGAUUAGCCAUAAUCCUGUUGACCAGUGGAAAAAAUUGUUUCCAUUUUAAUGCAGUUCCUUCCAGCCUUUUUUCUCUACUUUUGCAUUUUCCACGCUAACACACAUCUAAAACAGGUAAUCUUAGUAAAAGCUGGACUUCUUGCUGAGAUAUUUAUGUAGGGGACUAAAAUAUUAGACAAGAUGAUUAUAUGUACAGAAUUUUAUUUAAAAUACAUCUGAGAGGAGCAUUCAAAUUUCAACUACUUGGACAAUGUUAAAGGAUGAAGCAUAUAUCUGGGGGUAUUUCUUUUUCUUUCUUUCUUUCUUUUCUUUUUUUUUUUUUUUGAGAUGGAAUCUCACUCUGUCACCCAUGCUGGAGUGCAGUGGCAUGAUUUUGGCUCACUGCAACUUCCCCUCCCAGGUUCAAGUGAUUCUCAUGCUUCAGCCUCCUCCCCAGUAGCUGGGAUUACAGGUGUGUGCCUUCACACCUGGAUAAUUUUUGUAUUUUUAGUAGAGACACAGUUUCACCAUGUUGGCCAGGCUGGUCUCGAACUCCCGACCUCAAGUGAUCCACCCGCCUCAGCCUCCCAAAAUGCUGGGAUUGCAGGUGUGAGCCACCGCACCCAGCCAAUCUGAGAGUAUUUCUAAAGAAAAAAUUGUUUUGAUUUGUGGAGGACUAAAUUGUAAUAAAUUUCUAUGCAACUAGCGCUUCUGAAAGGAAAUUCAGUAAUUUUUGUGUUUAUUGCAGACAAAAACAUUUAAUCUGUUAGUCAUGAGUAGAUGUGGUCAUCUCUCUUUCUUAAACUCUUGGGCAAUGGGUGGAAAUCAGAGACCAACUUCAAAUUUAAUGUGUACAGAAUAUAUAGUUCAGCUUCUUCUUUUGGCAUGAAAAUUUAACUUCCUACCAGGCUUAGAAAGGUCUCUUUAAACAAUUUUUUUCCCCCUAGGAUUACCCAGCUGGUCUGUACAGGCUUUAAUCACCUCACUGUAGUGGAGGAAGUUGAAUAUUCUCUUCCCCAAAGGGAUCUGGCUUAAUCCCUAGUUACUCAUAUAGUUGGUAUCAGCGUAGCAAUGUUUUGCAUAAUGCUUUAUUUUUCUCAAAUGACUUCUGCGUAAAUGAUCUUGAUAUUUGCAACAGCCUGGUAGAUUUAGUAGGGGCCUGAAUCAUCUCUAUAAGGUAAACAGGGAAACUGUAACACAAAGAAAUAAACAUAAUAUAAUUGCUAUUCUGUAAGACAUACAAGUCCGUGUUUGAUGCAUCUUAUUUACAGAGAAAUUUUUGGAAAUUAAAAUAUUAAAUACCUUUUGUUAUAUAGAGACAAUGAUCUGAAAGUAUAAAAUGAAAAAUAUUAUCUUGUUGAUGUAAAUGUGAUAUCCUAUAUAUUAGAAUCCAGUAAGAUAUCAUGGGUGCUAUAUUAGCAAAAAAAGUCUUACCCUGAAAAAAAUAGAUAUGAAAAUCUCAGCACUGUAUAGAUGUCAGUCAGUUUUGGUAUGCAAGGUCAUUAUAGUAGUAACAAAUUUAAAUCUAAAAUUUUAGGGUAAUGCUUUCCUUAUGAUUAGUUGCCCUGUGAUUUGUUAUUUUUGUUAAGGAAAAUACCAUUACGAUAGGAAACUCUUAUUUUUGAUGUUAUGUUUUAUGUUUCCCUAUUUGACCACUAGAGGUGGCAUCAUUAUUUUGUAACUUUAGUACUAGGCCUUCCAUUUGUGAUAUGGACACGUAGGAGAUGGAGCAAUUUUUGAAUUGUCUUUUGCAUAGGGGAAAAUACAUCUUAUAUAUCCAUAAAUUGGGUGUUAGUGAAAGAGCCAGAAUGGAAUGUUAUUUCCUAAUUCCAUCCCAGUUUCCUUUCUACUUAUUCAGAAUGGCCAGUGAAACACACAAAUGGCACUCAGAUUUGUUGAUGGCUCACAAAUUGAAAAGAGUUUCCUUCCCUCCUUUGGUAAGUCCCACAAAAACAUCUGCUGUAAAGACUUCAAAUACAAUGCCUUUCUUUUUUAUGAGAGCCAAGUUUACCCACAGCUCUCAACUACUGGUACUUGUCUGACUAUGCAGAAAAGGGUUGCCCGAAAAGGUCAAUGAUAUAACCCUAGAAGAUUCUAGAAUGAUGAAUUUUGAGACUGUGAAAACAGAAUCUUGUGUGGUUGUUUGCCUUGGAAUUCCUGUGCUGUAUCCUGAAAUUUUAGGUGAAUUUGGCAGAGAAUUUAGGGAAAAUUUGCUUUUCUAAUCCUUACUGCCUGCAAGUGCUAAUUACUUUCCAUAGCUAGGAUAUUACCAUGAAGCAAUAUUUUCUCUGCCUUUGGUAACUCCCAGCAAAUUACUAUAUUAACUGCCUUUGAAAUCUGGGAGCCACAAAUUUUAAUUCAGUGGCCUACUAAAACAGGUACUCUGUGGUCUAAAGUUUGCCAAAGGUGGUGCUGCCCCAUCUGCCACAUUGAAUACUCGGAAGAAGGUGGGCCAAUUAUUUUCUCUCCUCCUGCCUUGCCUUUUCUCUCUUCCCUGCUGUUUUCUUCUUUACUCAUUUCUUUUUAAUUUCUGUUUAAUGCAUACAACUAUGGAGUUCCAUUACAGAAGGCAAGAGCACUUUCUGAUAGCAAAAUGUGGCAGUAGUUUUGUAUGCAUUGAGAUUGAGGUUUUUCAACAGCAAUGUCGCUAGAAAUGCUGACAAUAUUUUUCUUGCUAAGUGUUUCUCCAGUAUAAAUCUCAGAAAUCAUGACUUACAUUGAAAAUCCUAAUAUUUAAACCAUUAUUAACUGGCCAGAAAGGCAAUUUAAGAUUUUCUUCAACUUCCAAAAUGGCAAUUUAGCACUUUGGAUGCAAUGCUCCAAGCUUUACUAUUUAUAGGAUAUGUCUAUUUCACAUUCAGUGCUUCUGUUGCAAAUUAUUGUGACUUUUACCAAAUUCGGUGUUGAAAUGGGUAUUUAUAUGGGCUCAGGCAUUUGAGAGUAUUUCCUUUAUUUGCAGUUAUGGUGUUCAUGAGCAAAAACAAACCAAAUGAUACAAAACAUUGUUAUUCACAGUUACUGAAAACAAAAUAAUGUUCUAAUAACAAAAUAAUCAAACCAGCCCAGCCUGAAAACAAGACACCAUUCAUCCCAAAUUUAGAUUUAUUUAUAAAUAUUAUCUGAUAUUUAUACAUAUAAAAGAUAAAUUAAAUGUGUUUGAUAAACCAACAUGAACAUGAUUUCAUCACUAAAUUCAGAAAUGUUAAGUUCUAUGACAGCACAAAUCUUUCUUUCUUUCUCUUUCUUUCUUUCACAAGCUAACACAGGACAUAUUCUCUUUUUUUAUUGAAGUGGAGUCUCUUUCUGUCACCCAGGCCAGAGGGCAAUGGCACAAUCUCACCUCACUGCAGCCUCUGCCUCCCAGGUUCAAGCUAUUCUCAUGCCUCAGCCUCCUGAGUAGCUGGGACUACAGGCACACUCCACCAUGCCCAACUAAUUUUUGUACAUUUAAUAGAGACGGGGUUUUACCACGUUGGCCAGGCUGGUCUCGAAUUCCUGAGUUCAAGUGAUCCGCCUGCCUUGGCCUCCCUGAGUGCUGGUAUUACUGGCAUGAGUCACUGUGCCUGCCUGACAUAUGCUCAUUUAAUAGAAUUAUAGGGAAAUUGUUUAUGUUUUUCUUUUUCUAUCCUACUUUUUCAUAUUCGUCUUUUUCAUUUUUGCCUUUCUUUUUCUGUCUAUGACAUAAGCUUCUGAGUAGUACCAAGAAGCUUAGCUUUAGUAGCAAGAUGACAGAACUUAAGGAUCCCUGUGCAGGUAGGACUAAGUUCUAAUCCUUAAACCAAAUCUUUAUGUUAAGAGUUUUCCAGGCCGGGUGCGGUAGCUCAAGCCUGUAAUCCUAGCACUUUGGGAGGCUGAGACGGGUGGCUCACGAGGUCAACAGAUCGAGACCAUCCUGGUCAACAUGGUGAAACCCCAUCUCUACUAAAAAUACAAAAAUAAAUUAGCUGGGCAUGAUGGCGUGUGCCUGUAAUCCCAGCUACUCAGGAGGCUGAGGCAGGAGAAUUGCCUGAACCCAGGAGGUGGAGGUUGCAGUGAGCCAAGAUCGCGCCAUUGCACUCCAGCCUGGGUAACAAGAGCGAAACUCUGUCUCAAAAAAAAAAGAGUUUUCCAGAUUUUUUUAAAAAAUCAAUCAACACACACACACAGAAAAGGAGGAGCCAACAUUUGUUGUACCUGUGAACUGAGGAAUUAUAGAUAGUUAAACCUUAGGUCAAAUCAUUUCACAAUUGCAUUGGUGGUGUUUAAAGCUGAUGAGAUUUCUCUGACAGACGGAAAGCUUUGUCCUAGUUUUUGUUCUUCACAGGCCAAAACUGGAAAUAUUCUCUUGUCUGCAAAAUAAAAUGUUUGUAUUUGUAUCACCAUAUGCAUGAACAUGUAAGAAUCAGGUACAAUUUCUGCUUCAUCAGUUUUACAUGUUUGUGUUGUCACUGAAAAAUUGCACCCACUGUUUAUAGCUCCCAAGGAGACCCCAAAUUCUUUUUUUUUUUUUUUUUUGAGACGGAGUUUUGCUGUUGUUACCCAGACUGGAGUGCAAUGGCACAAUCUCGGCUCACCGCAACCUCCGCCUCCUGGGUUCAAGCAAUUCUCCUGCCUCAGCCUCCCUAGUAGCUGAGACUACAGGCGUGCACCACCAUGCCCAGCUAAUUUUUUUUUGUAUUUUUAGUAGAGACGGGGUUUCACCUUGUUGACCAGGAUGGUCUCGAUCUCUUGACCUCGUGAUCACCCGCUUUAGCCUCCCAAAGUGCUGGGAAUAUAGGCGUGAGCCACCACACCCGGCCCUUUUUUUGUUUAUUUUUUGAGAUGGAGUCUUGCUCUUGUUGCCCAGGCUGGAGUGGAGUAGCACAAUCUCAGCUCACUGCAACCCCCACCUCCUGGGUUCAAGUGAUUCUCCUGCCUCACCCUCCCCAGUAGGUGGGAUUAUAGGCGCCCACCGCUACUCUUGGCUAAUUUUUAUAUUUUUAGUAGAGACGGGGUUUCGCCAUGUUGGCCAGUCUGGUUUCAAACUCCUGACCUCAGGUGAUCCACCUGCCUCAGCCUCUCAAAGUGCUGGAGUUAUAAUUGUGAGCCAUCAUGCCUGGCCCCGAAUUCCUUUUUUAUGUUGGAAAGCAUUUUUUUUUUGUAAUUUUUAGUUGCAAAGAAAUGAGCAGGAAAAAGAAUACUCCAAAGAAAAGGAAUUAUUACGGCAAAUUAAAAGGGACACAAGCAGGCUGGGCAUGGUAAUGUAAUCCCACCACUUUGGGAGGCCGAGGUGGGUGGAUCAUGAGGUCAAGAGAUCGAGGCCAUCCUGGCCAACAUGGUGAAACCCUGUCUCUACUAAAAAAUACAAAAAUUAGCUGGGUGUGGUGGUGCACGCCUGUAGUCCCAGCUACUAGGGAGGCUGAGGCAGGAGAAUUGCUUGAACCCAGGAGGCGGAGGUUGCGGUGAGCCGAGAUCGCGCCACUGCCCUCCAGCCUGGUGCCUGGCGACAGAGCAAGACUCUGUCUCAAAAAAAAAGGAUACAAGUACUAUGAUUUAAUUGCUGUCUUGUCUUUUUAAAAAUGUCACCUUUUUUUAAAUUAAAAGCUUUAAAAACAUGUCUUUGGGUAUUAUUUUGGAGGUAUGUUUCUUUUUUGUAAGAUGGCAAGUUUAAACAUUUAUAAUAAGUAAUAUUUAAAUUCUUACAACUAGUAAUGAAAUAUUUGGUAUAGUAAUUAGCUUAAUCUAUUUUUAAACAUCAUUAAAAUUUGCUUUGUUUAUUAAAAUGCCAUAUUAUAAUGUUA